Molecule: messenger RNA, 588 nt
Organism: Exserohilum turcica Et28A
Lineage: Eukaryota; Fungi; Ascomycota; Dothideomycetes; Pleosporales; Pleosporaceae
Exons: 4
Coding region: 1-588 (195 amino acids)
Biological process (GO): mitochondrial respiratory chain complex I assembly
Source: RefSeq, a predicted model, not a curated record
AUGGCCGACCACACCUUCCACCCGCGGGAUGCCCUUGCCAACACGCUGAGCACCACGCUGCAGACAACCGCCGUGGGUGCUGUCGUUGCCGGAGUCCGGAACACUCUUCGCAAGCAGAAUGUGGGCGCCAUGGGCAUCCUCACCCGCUCCGGCGGCAUAAUCGCCCUAUACGCCGGCGUGGGAGCCACAUACCAAUUCACUCUGGACGCGACCAGCAACCUGCGCCGAAGCGACGACUGCUACAGCGAGGCCGUCGCCGGAUUUGCUGCCGGCUGCGCUGUCGGUGUGGCCAGACGAAGCCUUCCCUUCAUGCUCGGUGCCGGAGCUUGCUUCUCCACCGCCCUCACCGCGUACCGAUACACCAUGGGUCUCCGAGGCGUUGGCGACAUCAGAGAGCAGGUCGACGACGACGGCGAGGUCGAGCGCAGGGAAGAGCUCAAGAAGCUGCGCAGGCGGCCACUGUCCGAGACACUGCAGCAACUGGGCGAGGGACGAGGAAUCUACGGCCCCGGCUACGAAGAGAGGAGACGGCAGCGAUUGCUGGAGAAGUACGGAAUUGACGUCAAGGCAGCGCAGGAGUCGGCUUAG